Messenger RNA from Salvia miltiorrhiza (redroot sage), 1591 nucleotides. RefSeq names its product B3 domain-containing protein REM13-like. NCBI's taxonomy places the organism in Eukaryota, Viridiplantae, Streptophyta, Magnoliopsida, Lamiales, Lamiaceae. Bases 47 to 1384 code for a protein of 445 amino acids. Gene Ontology annotation, molecular function: DNA binding. The transcript is spliced from 8 exons. The record is from RefSeq and is a predicted model, not a curated record.
GAAACAAAUUAAUAAGGUCUUUUGCAAGAAAGCCUAAGCUAACAAGAUGCCACUAGGCAUCAAUAUACGUGAGAGACCAUUCAAAUCCCUGCACCCUCACCAUCACACUUUCUUAUGCAACUCCCAUUUCUCUCUAAAACCAAAAGGCGAGCUGCAUCCUCCAACUUCUUCGCCGCCGGCGACUGCGAAAAAGGUAAUUUGCAAAAACGAAGAAGAACAAAAAGAGAAGAAAUCCCCAAACCCAAUGCCUAGAAGAUCAAACGAUACGCCUUCAUUUUUCAAGGUUCUCAGCAGCGUGGAUUACAUUAAGCUACUGCGUUUGCCGCCUCAUUUCUUGAGAAAAUAUGAGUUAACUCUGCCUGAAAAUGUGAAGCUGAGAGUGGAUGAUUCUGGAAGAAGAUGGAAUGUGAGAGUGGAGCGAAUGAAUGAUGGGUUGUUUUGCUUCACGAAUGGUUGGGAGAAGUUUGCGGAAGAUGCUGCUCUCAAAUUCGGAGAAUUUCUGGUUUUCUCUGUGGUUGCGAAAUCCGAGUUGAAUGUUGUCAUCUAUGAAACUAGCUGUUGCAAAAGGGAGAUUCCACUGCUUCAAUUGAAUGCUCAAGUUUUGGAAGAAGAGAAGAAAUCCCCAAACCCAAUGUCUGGAAGAUCAAACGAAACGCCUUCAUUUUUCAAGGUUCUCAGCAACGUGGAUUACAUUAAGCUACUGCGUUUGCCGCCUCAUUUCUUGAGAAAAUAUGAGUUAACUCUGCCUGCAAAUGUGAAGCUGAGAGUGGAUGAUUCGGGAAGAAGAUGGAAUGUGAGAGUGGAGCGAAUGGAUGAUGGGUUGUUUUGCUUCACGAAUGGUUGGGAGAAAUUUGCGGAAGAUGCUGCUCUCAAAUUCGGAGAGUUUCUGGUAUUCUCGUUGCUGGCCAAAUCCGAAAUGAAUGUCGAUAUCUAUGAAACUAGCUGUUGUAAAAGGGAGAUUCCACUGCUUCAAUUGAAUGCUCAAGAUGCUGAUGAGAGUGGGGUUAAGAGAGGUAUACGGGUACGGCCUUCCAGUAGAAAAAGAGGAGGAAAGGCGCGCAAAAGAAAUUGUUUUAUGAAAGAGGGCAACCCACUCUACUUUGCAACUUAUCUGAGGCCGUAUCACAGGUGGACAAUUAGUCUUCCUCGUGCAUUCUCGAGGGCGGCAAAUAUGAAGGUGAAAAAGCAAGUGAGGGUGAAGUAUGUCGGCAAGCGCCGUGGCUUAUGUGUUGCGUUGUCUCAUCGGCCGCCGAGGCCUACGAUAGACCUAGCAAAGGGCUGGCGUGAAUUCCGGGAGGCGAAUGGCUUAGUGGUGGGGAAAAUCUACUCUUUUGAGUUCAAUCCCGACGACCAAGUCAUCUAUGUCAACCGAGUAGCUUCUUAAUGGCAUAACAUAAGCAUAUUAUUCAGUGUAUCAAAUGCGUGUGUGAGUUGGCCUAAUCGUACGUGGUUAAUGCCCAAGGUUUGAGAUAUUGGGUUAAUGCAUAUACUAAUAUUGUUUUCUAUGUUUUAGGGUGUCGAGUGAUUUGAGGAUUUUUAUCAAGUGUAGUAAGUUAUGCUCGUGUGCUAAUUCCUUUUUUUUUUAUUCUUC